AACGGUCGAGAAUAUAAUGUAACUAUAAUUACGUUGCGAGUCAUAUCAGGGAUUACUUUGAAUCGAUUUUGAUGAUCGAGAUUUUAUUGGAAAAUUAAAGAUUUGUUGAUCACACACACUACUGUAUAUAUAAAUAUAUGUAAAGAGAAAAUAUCCUCUUUAAUUAAAGUUAAACGCGUUUUCGAUACUCUUUAUACUUACUAUAAAUUAAAAUUAUAAUAAGAAAUUAGAUAGACUGAACAGAGGAGAGGUGAAAAUUAACUUUUAUUGCUGUUUCUCUGUUUUUUCAGUGAAACAAUUAUCAGUUAAUUUCAUAACCUCCAAAAAAAGAAAUAAGUUUAUUUUCUUAAUUAACCUUAUAUAUAUAUAUAUUCUCGAAGAGGGUCUUAUCACAAAAUAAAUAAUACUUUUCUUAUUGUAAAAUGUCGAAAAUUCCAAUUAAGGUAGGUAUUAUUGGAGGAUCAGGACUCAGUGAUCCAAAGAAACAAAUAUUUAGUUACAAAUCUGAAACUACACGUGAAGAUGCAAUUAAUGAAUUUGGAAUACCAUCGAGUAAUCUUUAUCAUGGAACUAUUUCUGGAGUAAACGUGAUAUUAUUGUCAAGGCAUGGACCGGGUCAUUCUAUAACUCCGACUAAUAUUAAUUAUCGUGCAAAUAUUCAAGCUUUAAAACUUGCUGGAUGUACACACAUUCUUGCAUCGACUGCUUGCGGUUCAUUAACGGAAUCAAUUGGUAGAGGACAAUUAGUUGUACCUGAUAGUUUUGUGGAUAGAACGACUAAGCGAGAGGGUACUUUCUUUGAUGGUACUUCUAAUAAAUAUCCAGGUGUUUGUCAUGUACCAAUGGAACCAGCAUUUGAUCCGGACGUUUCCACGAUUUUAUUACAGGCUGGGAAUGAUCUUGGCUUUGAUGUAAGAAACGGUGCAACGGUAGUUACAAUAGAAGGUCCACGUUUUUCUUCCAAAGCUGAAAGUAAUGCAUUCCGUCUUUGGGGUGGACAUUUAAUUAACAUGACUACUUAUCCGGAAGUCUGUCUAGCAAAAGAAGCAGGAUUAUUAUAUGGAGCUAUAGCAAUGGCAACUGAUUAUGAUAGUUGGAAAGAAUGUGAGAAAUGUGUACAUGCAGCUGAUGUUUUAGCAUUAUUCAAACAAAAUGUUAAUAGAAUAACAGAUCUGCUUAUACGAGCUGUUGAAUUAAUAUCUGAAGAAAAUUGGGAUGAAAAUAUUAAUAAUUUGAAGGAAUUGAUUAAAAGUAGUAACGUAACGAAUAAUGUUUGACGAUAAGAAAACGUCAAUUAAUUGUGGAUAAAAUUUUUGAAAAAUAAGUUAAAUAAAA
Polistes dominula (European paper wasp) is the source of this 1335-nucleotide messenger RNA. RefSeq names its product S-methyl-5'-thioadenosine phosphorylase. Gene Ontology annotation, molecular function: S-methyl-5-thioadenosine phosphorylase activity. Lineage: Eukaryota; Metazoa; Arthropoda; Insecta; Hymenoptera; Vespidae. Gene Ontology annotation, cellular component: cytosol. The record is from RefSeq and is a predicted model, not a curated record. Gene Ontology annotation, biological process: nucleoside metabolic process.